Purpureocillium lilacinum is the source of this 2706-nucleotide messenger RNA. RefSeq lists its product as uncharacterized. Lineage: Eukaryota; Fungi; Ascomycota; Sordariomycetes; Hypocreales; Ophiocordycipitaceae. The record is from RefSeq and is a predicted model, not a curated record.
AUGGCUGCCACCGUCAACAAGCCCACCGACAUCAAGCAGAAGGAGGCGGAUAUCAACCGCAAGCUCCAAAUCUACGGAAUCGUCAGCGCCUUUUCUCAGGGCAAGGUCCCCUCGAACGACCAAAUCGAUGUCGCCCUCAACAGCUUCCUUCAGUCCCGCGCGCUCUCUCGCCCGUCGGAUCAGCUCUCCGACGACGGCAAGACGCUCGUCAAGGACACGCGCGACGUUGUCGAGCUCGCCAAGAAGCUGCUUCUCUCCAAGAACCAGGGCAACCUGAUCCAGGACUUCAUCUGGCAGACGUGGCAGUACGACACCAAGAGCGUACAGGGCCCCAAUGCGCCGAUUAGCAAGGACACGGCCAAGCGAGAUGGCGACGAGGCGCUCCAGGGCCUGAGAACCCUGGGUACUCUGCUCAUCACCAAUGGCCAGUUCCGCAAGCUUCUCAGCGACUCUACGGUCCUCUUCCGCGACAUGAUCGGAGACGCCGCUACCAGUGCCGCCGAUCGUGUGCGCCCCGACGAGGAGAAGCUGUCGCAGAUUGACAAGCCCGCCGCCGACAACACCUGGCACGAGGCUCCGGAUCUGUCCAAGGAGAACCUCAGGAAGCAGGCCAAGGGCAUCUAUGGCGGAAACGCCAAGGAAGAUGCCAAGGACGUGGCCAACGCUGGCGCCAACGCUGCCGUGCCUCAGAACACUCCUGCUGGUGCUGUCGCCGCUCGGGAUCAGCCGGUGGACAAGAUCGCGGGACAGAAUGCCGCCAUCACGGCCGCCAAGGGCAAGAUCGACCAGAACGUCGACCAGGAGACCCAGGACAAGAUCAAGCAGCGCAACGAGGAAUACCGCCGCCGCGCCAAGGAGUACUUCAACAAGAAGCUGCCCGAGGAGCGCAAGGAUCAGAUCAUCUUCCGCCUCAAGAAGAUGAUCCUCGAGUGCCAGCAGCACCCCGACUACUCGUCGGCCAUCCAGACUCUGCUGCGACUUGCUGAGUCUUACGGACAGCACGGCCGCACCCUCGGCGAGGGUUCUGCCGGCUCUGCCAAGCAGGCCCGCACCGGCCUCAAGGCUGCCGAGGACGACCUUCGCACCCUCAUCGAGCGCUUCGCCAACGGCACCUCGACCUCGGACCUGUGGGCGUCCAUCAGCCAGAUUUACAAGGACGCAGACAAGGACCAGGAGCUGCGCGGCUGGUUCAAGAACAUGGACAACUACAUCCGCCGCUGCCUCCUCGAGCAGGGCUACAUCCUGGAUGAGUCGUCGACCAAAGAGUGGGACCGCCUCUACGAGCACGGCCGAUACCUGCUCCGCGACAAGUACCGCGGCCACACGGAUCGCGUCAUUGAUGAGACCAAGUUCCUCGCCGACCAAUUCGAAAAGGACCCUCACAACAAGGCCUUUGGCGACGCCGUGCAGAAGCUCUUCAACCACCUGGGCCACGACGCCAGUGGCAAGUCGACGUUCAAGCCUCACCUGAUCAAGGACUUGACCGAGGUGAUUCUGCCCGCCGUGCUGGCCAACAUCAACUACAUUCCGAUCCCGCGCAUCGAGUAUGUGGACCCGCAGUUCGACGUGGUCAUUGAGAACCUGGUGCUGGAGAGCGACAACUUCAUGCCCAACGUUUUCGAGGUGGCGAGCGAGCACUACUUCCGCAUGGGCCGCAAGAAGAUUGCCAACAAGCACCACAACACUAUGGAUGUCAAGGUGGCGGGCAUCCAGAUGGACCUGCGCGACGUCAGCUUCCACGUCAAGCGCAAGAGGGGCUUCCCUGCCAUCUCGGACACUGGCAUCGCCGACAUCCUGCUGCCUGGCAACGGCUUCUCGUUCCGCAUGAAGGUGUCGACUGCGCACAAGACGGACCGCCAGAACUACUUCAAGGUGGACAAGGUUGAUGUCGACUUCAAGGGACUCAACAUCAAGGUCAAGAAGUCGAGUCACAAGCUGCUCUUUGGCCUCGUCAAGCCGCUCGUUCUCAAGGUGCUUCGCAAGCCCAUCCAGAAGGCGGUGGAGAAGGCCAUCAAGGACCAGUGCAACAAGGCCGACCAGGAGCUGUACCAGAUCAAGCUGGAGGCGGACCGCGCGGCCAAGGAGGGAGACAACGAGGCCGAGAAGAAGGCCAACUUUUACACUCGCUACUACCAGGCGGCCCAGAAGCGCUACCUGGACGGCAAGCAAAAGACCAAGGAGGUGGCGGACGACAAGAAGGUCAAUGUGGCCAUGACGAUGGAAGACAGCAUCCUGCCCAACGUCAAGCUGCCCGGCGGCGUGAGCUCCAAGGCGACGGAGUACAAGGAGCUGGCGCGCAAGGGCGACAAGUGGGAGAGCCCCGUCUUCUCGAUUGGCAGCGCUAAGAAGAGCACCGACAUCCCGUCGGCGCCGCACAUUGAGAACAAGGCGCACUCUGCGGGCCCCUCGGGCGUUGCCGGCGCUGCCGGUGCCGGUGCGGCGGGUGGUGUUGCUGGCGCCGGCCUUGCCGGGACCAGCGUGCCUCCCACGACGGGAGCCGCGACUGGAAUUCCCCUGGGAGCCACCAACGGAGCCACCAACGGGGCCAAGACUGGGUAUGGCGGCGUCACCAACGGCAUCUCGGGCCUCGGCGGCGUGACGAACGGGGGCACCAACGGCAACACGGCGACGGUGAACCUGCACGGCGGCAAGCCCAUCUCGGCGGACGGGACUAACAUCAACAGCCACGGGCUCGGCGCACGCUAG